Radiomyces spectabilis is the source of this 882-nucleotide messenger RNA. Its product is annotated as transcription regulator HTH, apses-type DNA-binding domain-containing protein. Gene Ontology annotation, molecular function: DNA-binding transcription factor activity; sequence-specific DNA binding. Gene Ontology annotation, cellular component: nucleus. The record is from RefSeq and is a predicted model, not a curated record. NCBI's taxonomy places the organism in Eukaryota, Fungi, Mucoromycota, Mucoromycetes, Mucorales, Radiomycetaceae. Gene Ontology annotation, biological process: positive regulation of transcription by RNA polymerase II. The coding region runs from base 1 to 882 and encodes 293 amino acids. The transcript has 3 exons.
AUGUCGCAUCCAGCUUGCGGCGUGUCUGCGCAUGAAUUUUCAGGGUAUAAUCAAUUUUGCAACCAUCCCAGCAGCUUGAUUCCCCGACCCAAAUUGACCACCACCUUGUGGGAGGAUGAAGGCACUGUCUGUUACCAAGUGGACGCCAACGGGAUUUGUGUCGCUAGGAGACAAGAUAACGAUAUGAUUAACGGAACGAAACUACUCAAUGUGACGGGGAUGUCUCGAGGGAAACGGGAUGGCAUCCUGAAAAACGAACGAGGCCGCGUGGUGGUAAAAGUAGGAGCCAUGCAUCUGAAAGGCGUGUGGAUCACGUUUUCUCGUGCCAAGGCUCUAGCGACGCAAUUCAAAAUUCACGACAUCCUUUAUCCCUUAUUCGUGGAUGAUUUGACCAUGUUUGUGUAUUCUUCCUCGCUGCAACAGGGUCCUUUACCACCACGUUCCGCACCUUUAUUGGCGAGUCAUGGAGAAGAAACUUACAAUCAUUCCACUGGUAUGGGAGGGGCCCCUCCUGCUGACCAUUCACCGAUGAUGGCUUCCGACUUCUCAGGUCACUACGCAAAACAGACUUCCGAAUGUUUGUAUCCGCGACAAUUACCUGCACGCUUGCACCCGGUGCCUGCAGACAUUCAUGACGGACCGUUAUCACCGACGUCCCCUACUUCCCCCAACGGAUGCCAGCAACCGUGGAAUCAACGGCGUAACAGUUUGGUUAUGCGAGCUUCGGCACCCAACGGAUUCCAUGAUCCAUCCAGCCGACAUCACCCUUACUCUCAAUCUGUUUACGCUCCACCCACAAAAGAAGGUGUUCGACCCAACUUUCCACGCGUCUCUUCUACCGGCUACUGCCACAACGGUCAACCGGCAUCUUUUUCAUCCUAG